Molecule: messenger RNA, 3338 nt
Organism: Octopus sinensis (East Asian common octopus)
Lineage: Eukaryota; Metazoa; Mollusca; Cephalopoda; Octopoda; Octopodidae
Product: beclin 1-associated autophagy-related key regulator-like
Exons: 9
Coding region: 1526-3136 (536 amino acids)
Biological process (GO): autophagosome assembly; cellular response to starvation; mitophagy
Cellular component (GO): extrinsic component of phagophore assembly site membrane; phosphatidylinositol 3-kinase complex, class III; extrinsic component of omegasome membrane
Source: RefSeq, a predicted model, not a curated record
AAAAUGCAUAUCAUAAUGAUGUUCCUUUGUUGAUACAUAUAUAUAUAAAUAUAUACAUAUUUAUAUAUAUAUGUGUGUGUGUGUGUAUGUGUGUACAUAUGUGUCUUUCUUUCGUUAUGAUCGGCAGGAAUAUCGUUAUAAACAACGGGUGCAAUAAUCCAACGGGUGAUAGUAGUUUGUUAAUAAGCAAACCGGAACUUACAUAAGCCAUACCCCGAUCAUACAUAAUAGAUGUAAAUAAAAGGAAGAAGAAGAAGAAUAGAGAAGAGAAAGAAAGAGUCGGAGGAGGAGGGAAUAAUAAUAUCGUCGUCAACAAUAAGGCCAACAACAACAACAACAAACAAAAGAAAUAAUUUGUAUCUUUUAUAAGAAAGAAGAUAAAAAAAUAUUCCUCCACCAGAAAAAAAAAAGACAACAAAAAAAACUGGUGGUUGUGGGAGUAGUAAACCGGAACCACACCGCCCUCAUCAUCAUCAUCAUCAUCAACAAUGUAAUUGUUAUCAACAACCACCGCCACCACCACCAUCGCUGCCCACACCAAGAGUAACAAUAACAAGAGUCUCUACUACAGCUUAGAGAAAGAAAGAGAGAGAGAGAGCUGUGGUGGAAUUUACUAGAACGAAUAAUAAUAUACCAUUGGCCACCACCGUCAACAACAUUACUUAAGUAUCGACUAUUAAUAUUAUCAUCAUCAUCAUCAGCAUUACAAACAACAACGGCCGAACUGACUACUUCUAAGUCUCUACAAUAUUUAUAUAUCAUUAAUGAUACUACCACUCGUUACGAACAACAAGAAGAACAACAACAAGUAAUAUUAACAACAACAAAGUACCACCAUCGUUUUAAACACCAACAUUAAUUAAUAAUAUCAACAAUAUUUUACUAUUCAGACCUAUUCAAGAUCUUGGCCUGUUUUUUCUUUUCUUUUUUUUUUGAAAUUUCUUCCGGGAUCAUUUAUAAAAAAAAAAACCCAGUUACAGUACCAGCUAAAUACUAAGGGAGUGAUUUAAAUUUAAAUCCCCAUUUUUACCAUUCCUAGAAGUGAAUGAAAUACUAAUAACAAUAAUAAUAUGAAUAAUUAUUAGAACAAAAAGGCACCACCACUACUACUACUACUACUACUUCUACUACUACUACUACUACUACUAGUGAAAGAAGAAGAAUCAUUCAAACGGCAACACGGUGCUGCUAUCUUAAUUACUACAAGCAACGUUAAUAAUAACGUCUUCGAUUAUCGCCGCCACCUUCACCAUCAAAGAUUUUUCCAGGAUCACCACAUCCCCCCAACGCGACCCCACAUUCUCAAUUAUCAACAUCACCACCAAACAAACUCCACCAUUGCCGCUUCUAUCACUAAUCCUAUGUGUUCAUCAUCAACAAAAAGGCCACAAGGAAAUCCAACCGUUAUAUCUCUGAAGAACUAGAAGACGAAUGGUUUAAGCCCAUGACGUAAUUAACCGUUUUAAAUAUACAGAUAGAUAGAUAGAUAGACAGACAGACAAAGGGCUGUCUUGUAGACGGCACAAUGUCUUUUACUUCUUCUACGUCUGCUACUAUCGCUGCUACUACAUCUACAAAAGCUGCAACUGUUACGAGUACUUCGGGUAGCAGUAGUGCAUUGCACCCGUCUAUGGCAGUGGACAGCGUCGCGGUCACCAGCGGUACCAGCACCGCCUCUACAACGGUCAUCAGUACUUCGACCACAACAUCUACCACUACCACUACCACCACGAGCAACACGGCCACCACCAGCCUGGAGAGUUCGUUCGAGCUGUCCGGGGGAGCGGUCCGCGUGGCCGUGGAAAGGUGUCCAGUUUGUACGACCACCCGUCGACCUUUCUAUUGUGCCAGCUGUGUGAAUACGGGACAGUUCAACUACUCGAACUAUGUACACCAACAUAAACAAUCUGACCAGGAGAGAUACUGUGAUAAACUCGAGAGAUGGAUAGAUAGUAAGGCGAACCGGGAACGAUACCUGCAGAGUAUAAAACCUGGACUCGAGAACAAGUAUACAGCAGAAAAAAAGAAAUGGGAGUUGGAAAACUUAAAGGAAAAAAUCCGGCUUUUGAAACUCAUUUUGGCAGCUGAGAAAGAAUCAUUGCAGAAAGAUAAGGAGAAGCUUGCCGAAGACAAAAGACUGAAUCGGAUGCGCACAGAACGGGCCAAAGUGCACCGCGACAAGAAAUUGCGCAUCGUGAAGCUCUGUGAUAACAUUAAGAACAAGAUUAAAGAACAAAAUGUGAUAUUAAAGAAAGAUGUAGAAAAACUGGUGAAAGAGAGACGUUCACAAGCUAAUAUUUUAGUUCAGUACAUUUUCCCUAUUUCUGAAAUCAAACCAAACAGUGAUUCUGCAAUGGAACUAAGUACAGAGAGUGCCUUAAAAGAUGCUUGCCAGACUGCUUACAUGAAGGGGUUUUGGGUUUACGGUGACAAAACUGGGGACAAUCAAUACCAGAUUGUGAGCCCCACUUUACCGGCGAAUGGCGACUUCUCAAUAUACCACAUGGCUGUUGAGGCUAAGUCCGAAGUUAUACCUGACACAGAACCUAGUCACUGCAACCCAGCACACACCAUCAGUGCUGCCCUCUGUUACACCACACAGCUGGUCAGUGUCCUUAGUUACAUACUGGACGUCACGCUACCACGGCGACAGUCUUACAUUGACUUCUGCCGUGGGGACAUGUCCAAAAAACAGUUCAACAGUGCUGUGGGGAGAUUGAAUCAGAAUAUUGUCCAUUUGUGUCAAUCCCAGGGGGUGCCAUCUGAAGAAAUCACCCCCAUGCUACACCUCCAGAAUAUUUUGCUUUUGCUAAGUUCACCUCGGCUUGGAAGUGAGAGCCCGUUCGAAGCUCAGGCCGAUAUCAUCCAGUCUAUUGAGAAGAUCAGUUUGUCCGACGACAGCGAAGAAGACCGCGAUUCCAUCGUCGACGAGACGGACUCCAACUUCGACUGGGAACGUGUCUGCUAUGAGAUACCGGAGGUGGAUCGAACGGGUCAAGUGGCUUCCUACAUCCCCAACAUUGCGACGUCGACACCCAUGGAACCACAGACGACGGCGGGAAGCAUCAUGUCUACUGCUGCUGCAUCUGUGGCGUCAUUCUGGAGAGCUGCUGCCAGCCAUUUUGAUCGACGCUGACGAGGAUAAAACUUCUGUUGCAUUCAAGCAUUUUUUUGUUUUUGAGUGUUUGGAUGUCCGUUUCUGCUUGUGUGUGUGUGUGUGCAACCAUAGGUAUUUGUAUCAGUGUGGUUAUAUCUACAAACACAUACGUGUGUGAGUGUGCAAAUAUCUACUCGUACAUAUGUGCACAAAUGAAUAAAAAAAUAUGUUUGUGUAUAUA